Messenger RNA from Batrachochytrium dendrobatidis JAM81, 834 nucleotides. RefSeq lists its product as uncharacterized. NCBI's taxonomy places the organism in Eukaryota, Fungi, Chytridiomycota, Chytridiomycetes, Rhizophydiales. The record is from RefSeq and is a predicted model, not a curated record. The coding region runs from base 1 to 834 and encodes 277 amino acids. The transcript has 4 exons.
AUGAAAUUCUCAAUCACCGUACUAUCAUCAAUCCUUGCUAUCUGUUCGGUUACGAUUGCCAAUCCAACUGAUCCCAGUUCGACCAUGAGUGCUGAAGCUAGCACUUCGACAGCCUCUUCAAGCGGAGCUUCAGAUGGUGGAUCUGGCUCUCCAGAAUCUCCUAGCACAGAUGAAUUUAAGGAAUAUUGCGGUCGAUUUGAUGCUACUGAACUGUCGUUGAUCGAAGAAAUUGCAAAAUCUCGGAUUAAAUCCAUGAAAGCGUUUAAACUACUUGAAAGUCAACGUUUUGAUGCUGAUAUUCAGGAAGGAUUGAUUGUUAGAGAGAAGGAAAAGCUCGAGAGUAUGAGUCAAGUUCCGAGUCGGAAAUUGAGUUCUGCUAAAACCGAUUAUGAGUAUAAUCGUCAACGUUGUGAAGGAUCCAGAUAUUAUGCAACUGAUUACGUUUGGAAACUUUUGGAUAGGACGGAAGAAAAUAAUGAGUUGGCAACCAAACUUACAAGCCAUUCUUCAUUUGGAGUAUCACUGAAUGAUUAUUAUAGUUCACCGAAAUCAGUUUACGGAUAUCGGGAUUGCCUCAAACUCGUCACAUUGUUGCAACUCAAAAUGGGCCAUCAUCCAGAAUAUGUUGUAAUGCAGCGUGUAUUGCAUGUUGCUUGUGGACAUAUUUGUGUGGUUCAUAGUCGAAAGUAUAUCACAAUCUUCUAUCAGUGGUGGCUAUACUUGUGUACCAAACAUAGAAUCCCACACAAGUAUCCACACACAAUACAUGUCAACAGAGUGCACAUCUCAACAAUCAAAGUUCCAUUACAAAAAUCACACAUUACCAAUAUCUAA